CCUAUUGCGCAUGCCCACUCCGUUUUCUCAUCAUGUCGAGUGUGUUUACGAAUCCCAGCCUGCUGUCGACUGAACGGCUAAAGGAAGAACUGAAGAGCCAUGGUGUGCCGCUACCUGUUGGACGUCCUACAAAGCCGACUUUAUUAAAGCUUUACGAAACUACUGUCGCCAAGAAGAAGAAACUGCACAGUCCAACGGUUUUUUCUUCAGACGAGGAAGACAAUGAGUCGUUUAUGCGAUCAAAGAAACGACCUACGAAAGUCAGACAGCGCGUGAGUGCACACCCACCACAGCGCGGGAAACCAGAUAUGACUGAUGUGUCAGGAUUGAGUGACAAAGAAUUGUCGAGCAAGUUGAAGACCUUGAACUUCUCACCGGGUCCCAUUACAUCAACCACAAGAAAAAUAUAUGAGAAGAAACUAAGAGAACUAAUAACUAAACCAGUGAGCCCAAUAAAUAUAAAACAAGAAAUUGAGCCUGAAACAUACUCUGAUGAUGAGGAAAACGACGUGGAAGAAGAAGAGGAAGAGGAGGAGGAGGAGGAAGAAGAAGAUGAGGGUGAAGAUGAAGAGGAGACAAUGGAUACAACAGAUUACGGAAGUCGGAUGCCAACAGCUCGUACAGAAUUCAAAGAAAGGAGGCCACAAAGUAGAGGGAGCUUGAUCGGUCGGCAAGGAUUUAGAUCAGAUGCGACAAGUCGUGUCAACAAGGUUUACAGUGAUGAAACAGACGGAAGGGAGAGACGAACGACGACAGUUAAGAGGACGACACACGUGAGGACGAGAGGACAAGCGACGGAAAAGGCGCAAUCUGGAUGGCUUUUUUGUCUCUUCAUUCUCAUUAUUACAUGUGCUGUUAUUGGCUUGCUGAUCAACUUUGAAGGAAGGAGACUCAACGUGCCAGCGAACCGGCUCACUUAGAAUUCAACAGUCGAGAUCACAUACUAAAU
Corticium candelabrum is the source of this 949-nucleotide messenger RNA. Its product is annotated as lamina-associated polypeptide 2, isoforms alpha/zeta-like. NCBI's taxonomy places the organism in Eukaryota, Metazoa, Porifera, Homoscleromorpha, Homosclerophorida, Plakinidae. Bases 33 to 920 code for a protein of 295 amino acids. Gene Ontology annotation, molecular function: DNA binding. The transcript has 2 exons. The record is from RefSeq and is a predicted model, not a curated record.